AGAAGUUUUUUUUUUCGCACAACAUCUUAUUUUUAUAAAGUCAUAAGUUUUAAACUGCGUUUUUUGAAUUUUAAAAAGUUUUCUAAAUUUUAUGAUGGUGGGUGUGUAACGAAAUUGAUAAUUUUAAAGAAGCUGUAUUUCCAGAUAUGGAUCCAAAAAUAACAUCAAUUUUAUCUGAAAAAAUGUCAUCUGAAUGGAAAAUUUUUGCACGUGGUACAGGUACAAAAGCAGCCAUUAUAGACUUUUUCGAUUUGGACAAAGGAAGUGAUCAAGCUAAAAUGGAAAUGUUUCUUACUGACCUAGUUAAACGAAAUGAAAACAGUUAUUUCGCCUUGAUAGAGAAAUCUUUAAAAGAGUUAGGAAAAGAUCAAAUUUUAAAUGAAACAAAAUAUUUAUAUGAAAUAUACAAGUUGAAGUUACAUUAUAUUAUGACCUAUGGUGAUUUUUAUGCACAAAGCGAUAUAAACUCAUUUAAAAAAAACACUGUUAACCUUUCCACAGACCAUUUUGAUCUGGUCAAAGUAGAAACUACGUAUCUUCAAAACGUUAAAGACGAUUUUAAUGAGUGGACAGAUCAUAUUGAAAAACAAAACAUUUAUAAAAAAAUAGCUUUUGAGGAAGUGUUUUCACAAGAUUUGCCAUUUCUUUUGAUUUCUGGUAUAGCUGGGAUUGGGAAGACAUACUUUCUUAAGAAGUGCCUUUUGCUUUGGGCCCAUGGGCUACUUUGGAAAAACGUUGACUUUGUUUUUUAUUUUGAUUUAAAAAAACUUAAUAAUUUAAAUGCUAUUUCAAGUUUAAAUGAACUAAUUAGAAAGUUUUACGGAAAUAUAUUGAAAGGAUUUGAAAUUUCAUCUCAACGGUCAAUUACGCUGGUAAUUGAUGGGUUAGAUAACUUUACACAACUUGAUAACUUAAUUUAUCAAAAGUUAGAUGAUAUACCUCUAAUAAAUACAUUGAAUUAUGCUUUUAAUUCUAAAGAGAUUAAGUGCGUUCUUGCAGGAAGAGUUCAAACCGCUAUUGCUUAUUGGAAUGCAUGUAAAGAAAAUGACGCCAUUACAAAUAUUCAAAUUAUGGGUUUGAAUAAUAAAGGAAUGACGUUUUAUUUUGAAGAUAUUUUAUUAAGCUCUACUCUUAAAAAUCAAUUGAAUAAUAUUUCAUCAUUAUCGAUUGAAGGAAAAUUAAUACUUUCUGUUCCUCUAUAUCUAAAAGCAAUAUGCAAAACAGUUUUAAACAUGGGUAUUUUUUCUGUAAAUACAAUUACGGAGUUACUUGGAUUAGUCUUCUAUUAUUUUAUACAAAAAAAAUACAAAGAUAAAACCAGUUCAUUGCAUGAACUUAUGCAUAUUGAAACACCAUUUAUAUGUUCCAUAUGCGACGUUGCUUUUAAUUUAUUAGAAAACGGAAACUCUUUUGUUUGGCAAUUUACUGCUAACGACAGUUUGAAAGAGGAUUUUUAUUUUAUUAAAAAAUGUAACAUCAAUCAACAACAUGAAUUCCAUCAUUACAUGAUGCUAAAAUUUUGUGCUUCUAUACAUUUGUAUAUGUUUGAAAGUCUUCAAAAAGCUCAUUCCAACAAAAGAUUGCAUGCGUGUUUACCAAUUAUUACAGGACUAACUUAUGGUAGAGAAAGAAAUAUGUUAAGUUUAAUCAGUAGCAUAAAGAAAACAAGAGAAAACAACGACAGCCUUUUACUUACACAAAUAUUAGAACUUCAAAAUAGAAAAUUAUUUGUCGAAUGUUUUUUUGAAUCUCAAUUAUUGUUAAACGACAUUUCAAAAUUACCAUUGGAUGUGAUAAGCAAAUGGUUCCAACCUACAGAGGUUUGGUACCUACAGAGUGAUGAUAACAGCAAAGAAAUUUUAGCAGAAAAUUACUUUUCAAAAAAGUAUACGAACUUAAUUGAGCAAAUAGAAAGUAACAAAGUGAAAAUACGGAUUGAGAAAAUUAAAGAGAAAGUUAAAAAAACCAUGAAUGAUGCGAUAAGUUUUCAUGAAAAAGCGAACUUUGAUAAAGCAGUGGAAUUAUUUAAAGAAGCGGAACAAAUGUAUAAAAUAACUUUUGGUAAAAAAUAUCAUGAAACAAUUAUUGCUACUUACUGGAUUGCGGUAUGCUUACAUGGUAAAAAUCAGUUCGAUAACGCUGAACAAAUAUUUAGAAAAAUCGAAAUUAUGCAAACAAACUUUUUAGGAGAAAAACACGAAAGUACACUAAGUACUAAAUACUGGAUUGCUAGAUGCUUAUAUAGUAAAAAGCAAUAUGAUGAAGCAAAAAAGUUAUUUAUGGAGGUAGAAAAUGUGCAACAAGCAGUUUUAGGAAAUAACAGUAAAGAAACACUAAAUUCUAAGUAUUGGAUUGCCAUUUGCUCUUUUCAAAAAGAAAAAUUUGAAGAUGCAUUUAAACUAUUUUCAAAUGUUGAAGCUUUUCAAAAAGAAAUUUUAGGUGAGAAACAUCUAGAUACGAUAAAUACUAAAUAUUGGAUAGCUAAUUGCUUAUAUAAUUUAAAACAAUUUAAAGAUGCAUACACGUUAUUUACAGAAGUAGAAAAAGUACAAUCUGAACUUUUAGGUAAACUGCACCCGGAUACUGUAAACACAAAAUAUUGGAUAACAUCUUGUCUGAAGUAUGUAAAAAAAUUGAUGAAAUAAUACUUUUUUUAUUCUUUGAUCAUACUAAUGAACAUUUUUAUUUAUUUGAUAAGAGAAGUUUUAUUUUGAGUGUUUAAAAUCAUUCAAUGAUUUGUUUUAAGUCUUUAAAAAAAUCAGUUUAGAGUUAAUUUUUUUCUGAUAGUGUACUUUUUUUUUUCUGGAGUGUUUUUUUUUUUUUUUUUAAAGAAACCUUUUUACUAUGGAGCUUUUGUAUUAGAGAACAAGAAGUUUAAAUAAACAUUUUAGUAACUGUAAUUGUUUUUUAAACUUUUUCAUUACCGUUAAGAUAAACAAGUAAACAGUAUAAGAUAUUUUUUGAACAAAACAUGUAAAAUAAAA
This is a messenger RNA of Hydra vulgaris (swiftwater hydra), 2984 nucleotides long. RefSeq lists its product as uncharacterized. The record is from RefSeq and is a predicted model, not a curated record. Lineage: Eukaryota; Metazoa; Cnidaria; Hydrozoa; Anthoathecata; Hydridae. Gene Ontology annotation, molecular function: protein binding. Gene Ontology annotation, cellular component: cytoplasm.